Molecule: messenger RNA, 2859 nt
Organism: Closterium sp. Yama58-4
Lineage: Eukaryota; Viridiplantae; Streptophyta; Zygnematophyceae; Desmidiales; Closteriaceae
Source: the annotation of a GenBank genome assembly
AUGGUGGAGCGACUCAGUGACCCCGAGCCCGGAGUGCAGAAACUAGCGCUCGAGAGCAUGCGCAAGGAGAUCCGCACGGCCACCAGCUCCAUGACGUCUGUGCCCAAGCCGCUCAAGUUCCUGCGCCCGCACUACGCGCUGCUCAAGAGCUCCUACGACACUGUUCACCCCGACAACAAGAGCCUUAUUGCAGACGUCAUCUCAGUGCUGGCUAUGACUAUGUCCGAGGACGGCGCCCGGGAGAGUCUCAAGUACCGGCUGUUGGGAUCCACAGAGGACCUUGGCUCGUGGGGCCAUGAAUACGUCAGGAACCUGGCGGGGGAGAUAGGAGUGGAGUACCAGCUACGGCAGGCGGACGACAAGCCAGUGGACGACCUCAUGGGCCUCGUGCAGCAGAUCGUGCCCUUCCAUGUCGAGCACAACGCUGAGCCCGAGGCUGUCGACCUCUUGAUGGAGGUGGAGCAUUUGGAUAUGUUGGUUGACCACAUUGGUCCACAGAACUACUCCCGCACCUGUCUCUACCUCACUGCCUGCGCUAGCUACGUGCCAGAGCCAGAGGACAUGGUGGUAUUGGAGGUGGCAUACCGCAUCUAUCGCAAGGUCAACAAGUACCUGGACGCACUCAGGGUCGCUCUGCGCAUGAACCGCCCACAGUUUGUGCGGGAGACGUUCACAGCAGCGGAGGGCCUGGAGAAGAAGCAGCUCGCGUACCUCCUCUCUCGCCAGGGCUUUGUGUUGAAUCUGGAGGAGGAGCCAGAGCUAGCGAGCGACGAGGAGCGCGAGGCGCUGCAGGAGAUCAUGUGCAACACACGGCUGUGCGAGGGCUACCUCACUCUCGCCCGCGACCUGGACGUCAUGGAACCCAAGCUGCCUGAAGACAUCUACAAGGCCCAUCUGAUCGACGGCCGGGCAUCCCAGGCAUCGACUCUUGACUCCGCCAGGCAGAACCUGGCAGCGACGUUUGUGAACGCGUUCGUGAAUGCUGGGUUCGGGCAGGACAAGCUGCUCACGGCAGCAGGGGGCGAGGGCAGCAGCGCAGCCGCAGGCAGCUGGCUGUUCAAGAACAAGGAGCAUGGGAAAGUCAGCGCCACUGCUAGCCUGGGCAUGAUAGUGCAGUGGGACGUGGACGGGGGUCUGCCGCAGAUAGACAAGUACCUGUACACCAACGACAACAACAUCAUCGCAGGCGCGCUGCUGGCCGUGGGCAUUGUCAACUGCGGCGUGCGCAACGAGUGUGACCCGGCGUACGCGUUGCUGUGUGACAGUGUGGAGAAGGACGAUCCCACCAUCCGCAUCGGAGCCAUCAUGGGCCUUGGCCUCGCAUACGCCGGCACAUGCAAGGAGGAGGUGCUCGCGCUGCUCGCUCCAGUGGUCACGGACACCAAAACCCCCAUCGACGUCGCCGGAAACGCAGCCCUAGCCCUCGGCCUAGUCUUCGUCUCCUCGUGCAACGAGGACGCGGCACAGGCCAUCAUCCUCGCCCUCAUGGAGCGCGACACAGAGCUCUCAGAGCCGCUCGCGCGCUACCUGUGCCUCGGGCUGGGGCUGCUGUUCCUGGGGCAGCAGGAGGCGGUGGAUGCGACGGUUGAGGUGGCGAAAACGCUGAAUGAGGCUGUGUCGGGGUACUGCCAGGUUACGCUGGAGGCGUGCGCGUAUGCCGGCACGGGGAAUGUGCUCAAGGUGCAACAAAUGCUCGCCCUCUGCAGUGCGUCCUCAGAGACGCCAGCAGCAGGCACCGGCACCGCAGCAGCAGGGGCAGCAGCACCAGCAGGGACAGCAGCAGCAGGCACCACAGCAGCAGCAGGAUCCACCGCAGCAGCGGGCAGUUCAGGUGCGGCAGGAGCAGCAGCAGGCAGCAGCGGCGGCAGCAGUGCAGCAGCAGGGAAGGCAGGGUUCGGGCAGGGGGCAGCGGUGUUGGGGAUAGCGAUGGUGGCGAUAGCAGAGGAGCUGGGAUCGGACAUGGCCAUUCGCAGCCUGGAGCAUCUGCUGCAGUAUGGCGAUGCUAGUGUGCGACGCGCUGUUCCGCUUGCCCUCGGCCUGCUCUCCAUCUCCAAUCCACGGAUGGGUGUGAUGGACACACUGGGUCGGCUAACACACGACAGUGAUGCAGAAGUCGCUAUGGGAGCGACCUUGUCGCUGGGUCUCAUAGGUGCGGGCACCAACAAUGCGCGCAUCGCAGGCAUGCUGCGCAACCUCUCUUCCUACUACUACAAGGACCCCACCGUGCUCUUCUGUGUGCGCAUUGCCCAAGGUCUCGUGCAUCUGGGCAAGGGUCUGCUCACACUCAACCCCUACCACUCCGAUCGUUUCCUCUGCUCCAAUGUGGCACUGGCAGGGCUGGCAGCGCUGCUGCACAGCUGUCUGGACAUCAAGGGCAUCAUCCUGCACCGCUACCACUACGCACUCUACUACAUUGUUCCCGCCAUGCAGCCGCGCAUGCUGCUGACAGUGGAUGAGGACCUGAAGCCGCUGUCAGUGCCAGUGCGAGUGGGGCAGGCGGUGGACGUGGUGGGGCAGGCAGGGCGCCCCAAGACCAUCACGGGCUUCCAAACGCACACCACACCCGUGCUGCUCGCCACGGGCGACAGAGCAGAGCUCGCUACAGACAAGUACAUUCCACUCUCCUCUGUGCUAGAGGGAUAUCCCGAAACCGCUCUUCCAGGUCAUGACUGGCGUCGGCGUGCUGAGCUACGCCGUCGGAUGGCCGGCGGAGAUCCGUCAUAUGAAGCACGCGGCAGCUGCGAAGGAGGGCGGCGGACACCACUGAGCGCGGCGCAGCGAUGCGGUGGUGGGAAUGGGGGGUUACCAGCGAGCAGCAUCCUUAUACCAGGAGUGGCUGCUUAUCACCUUUCUGCUUGA